Molecule: messenger RNA, 4482 nt
Organism: Cydia pomonella (codling moth)
Lineage: Eukaryota; Metazoa; Arthropoda; Insecta; Lepidoptera; Tortricidae
Product: putative inorganic phosphate cotransporter
Exons: 8
Coding region: 440-1912 (490 amino acids)
Biological process (GO): monoatomic anion transport; transmembrane transport
Molecular function (GO): transmembrane transporter activity
Source: RefSeq, a predicted model, not a curated record
CAGUAAAGCAUUUUCAUUCAUUCAUAAAGUAGGUAAAACUUGUUUUCGUAAUAGUUAGCGCCUGCGCCAAAUUUUGACCCUCAGGAGAUUCGCAUAUAAUAGGUUUCAAUACUUCAGUUCGUCAGCCAUCCUCCAUGCUCGCCGUGCUAUAUAGAGCCGGAGCGUCUGCGCUCGCGCCUAUUGCGAACAGAGCCGCACGCGCGUAUGACGCCUGAAUGCCUACCACUCCCGCGCCGCGACCGCAUACAGCCUUACGUUCUAAAUUCAAGUAAUUUAAAUUUUUUGAAUCGAACUCUAAUAACGUUAAACAUAUUUAGUUCUGGAGUGACUGUGGGUGUUAUUCGAAAUUUUAUAUCUGUUUUAUUUAUUUUUUGGUGAUUGGACAGUGAUGCGGACACGGACUUAGUGAUUUAGUGCAUCAUAGAAUUGAACUAUCAAAAUGUUGACCGGUUGGCAGUUACUUUUAUCGAAAUUUUUCUUCGUACCGCAGCGAUGGGUGAUGGCAGUGAUGGGUUUCCUGGCCGUGGCCAACGCGUACACCAUGCGGGUGUGUCUCAACAUAGCCAUCACUCAAAUGGUGCGACGGAAGGCAGCCUCCACCGGCUACGAUGCGGGUUCGUGCCCAGCUGAGAUUGAGGAAACCACCGCCGAUCCUAAUGAUUUAUCUGGUUUUGACUGGAACGAAGAAACCCAAGGAAUAAUACUCAGCGCGUUCUACUACGGCUACAUAGUGACGCACUUGCCUGGGGGCAUGCUGGCCGAGAGGUUCGGCGGCAAGUACUCGCUGGGCUUCGGAGUGCUGAGCACGGCCGUGUUCACCUUGCUGACGCCAUGGGCGGUCAGCAUGGGGGGCGCCACUGGACUUAUUGUACUCAGAGUACUGGAAGGACUGGGAGAGGGUACCACAUUCCCAGCAUUAAACGCCAUGCUGGCUCGCUGGGCCCCAAUCACCGAGCGGGGCCGGAUGGGCUCACUAGUGUUCGGAGGGGCGCAGAUCGGCAACAUUGCCGGCACUUACCUUUCCGGGCUCAUUAUGAAGGAAACUGGCGACUGGCAAUCGGUGUUCUACCUCUUCGGUGCUGUUAGCAUCCUGUGGUUUAUUCUAUGGUCAGUGCUCUGUUACAACGACCCCGAGUCCCACCCCUUCAUUUCCGAUAAGGAGAAGAAAUAUCUGGAGGAGGCGCUGGGCAGCCACCGAAACAGUCAGCCUUCGGCCAUCCCGUGGAAGGCAAUCUUCAUGUCUGUGCCAUUGUGGGCCCUUGUCUGUGCCCAGAUCGGCCACGACUACGGCUACUUCACAAUGGUGACGGACCUGCCCAAAUACAUGACCGGCGUGUUGAAGUUCGACAUUCACCGCACAGGGACGCUGGCGGCGCUCCCGUACGCGGUCAUGUGGAUAUGCUCCAUUGUGUUCGGCUGGAUGUGCGACAAGAUCGUCAAGCGCAACUGGAUGACGGUUACUAAUGCCAGGAAAACAUUUACAACGAUAGCAUCAGUGGGCCCAGGAAUCUGCAUGAUCUUAGCCUCGUACUCCGGCUGCGACACGACGACCGUGGUGAUCCUGUUCACUGCCUCCAUGGCCCUUAUGGGGGCCUUCUAUCCUGGCAUGAAGGUUAACGCUCUGGACCUCAGCUCCAACUACGCGGGCACCAUUAUGGCGAUUGUGAAUGGCAUCGGGGCGAUCACAGGCAUCAUUGCUCCGUAUUUAGUGGGGUUACUCACGCCUGAUAGCACCUUAGUGCAGUGGCGCCUCGUAUUCUGGAUAACCCUCGCCGUGUUUAUCGUGACAAACCUGGUGUUUGUGGCGUGGGCCUCCGGCGACGAGCAGUGGUGGAACACCACCGCUCAGGACCCUCGGAAGCAGCAGGAGGCUGAGAUGACGCGAUCCGUCAACGCGGAGAUCAAAUUGUAACUGUGGGUUGCACGAAUACGAGGGAAUUGAUUUGAAUAUUAUUAGUGUUGCCAUGGCAACGAUUUGACAGUUCAUAGACUAAUAAUAUCGUCAGAUGACAACCAAACUCACUAAUUACUAAAAAAUAAUUGAACUAAAAUCAAUCAUAAGGAAGUUAUUAAUACGGUUCACUAUGGCUAUAAACUUGUGGUGGUAAUUAGUACGUUUUGGUUGUCACCUGACGGUAUUAGUCUAAUACCGUUCGAGAAAUGGGCCCCCGUUGAUAAAAAAGUGAGAAAAAUAUUAUAUUAUCACUUGUCAUCGAAAAAAGUGACGGACAGUUGAAGUGUGAAUGUGCAUAAGAAUACAAAAUAGUGACGUAACAAUCGAGUAAAAAUAAGAUUAAUGGAGAACAUUAGCAGCUAUUGAAAUGUCGGUCAAUUACUUUUCUAGAAAACCGACAUUCAAACUAGGCCCUGGGGAGUGAUUGAGUAUGUGUGUUGUGUGAACUUAUGUACAGAGCGUUUACGUAUACCUAGUAUUAUAGUACUUAUUUAAAUUAACUUUUAUAAGAUUUUUUUACAUGAAUUGACAAUUUCAAGGCUUUAGCUAAAGUAGCUUCUUGGAGAGGGAAUUGACAAACGCGUGAACAUUUAAAACAAAAACAAAUCAGCUGAUUAUGUGAUUAAGCAUUAUACGUAUAUCGUCCACUUAAUUAAUGAUUACUACCUAGGUAAUAGGGAAAUAUAGCGUUUAAUGAUACAUUAGGUUAAUUAGGGAAUUUCUCUAAGCCCACAGCCAGUGUAGUGUGAUAGUAAUUUAAAGUAGAGACAUUCAAAAUAUCAAAUUAAAAAUAUUUAAACGGCUCUAAUAUAAAUAAAUAAAUACCUAUUAAUGGUGACAUUUCUGGUUAAAAAUACAGAAUGCAUCAUAAUGAAUGUGUGUUACAUGAAAAAUAAAAUAUUCAUUCAUUCAUAACGCCUAAAUAUAAAUUCGGGUUUCAGACUACGCGUGAGUAGCCAAGGAAAGCAACAGCGCUGAAAACAAGAAUAGUUCUGCUUGUAGGCAUAGCAUUUAACGGGAAAAAUAUCAUAAAUUAGAGAUACUACCUAUAUUGUUUUAGAUACGUACCUUAGCGAAUGCACAAAGCAUUGUAAUGCUAAUAUUAAUUUCGAAAAUAUGUCACUGAUCUUGUCAUAGAUCUAAAGAUGAUAACUGAUAAGCCCAUGCGUACAGUUCCGAACGAACGGUCUCGUUAAACAAAACAGCGCCAUCUAUUGUAUACUGCGUAAACUGUAUACUGGCCAGAGCAAAGAUACAAUCAAGUCUCUUUGGCCAGAGACAUACACGAAAGUAAUCUGCACUCUCGCCUCAAAAAAACGUGUCUAGAAAAAUUACUCGAGGGAGACCUUAGUCCCUUUCUUUCUUAAAGGAAAAAUCUGAACAAAUAAAUAUAGUUACGUGUUUAUAAUUAAAAUAUUUAAAGCACAAAGAAUUCGUACCGUCAUUAAGUAGAACAGAAUGAUGAUCUUGGUAACGUUAUUUUAUUUUCACCUCAGCAGCUUGAAAAUCAUAGGUUAUUUGCUAAUAGCAAAUACUAAACAAUUAAAAACCGGCUUUUCUUACUAUGCGUAGUUUUGAAAACAAUUUUAUCUCACGCGAUUUGAUUUAAUAGUGCACGGUAUUUUUAAGAUUGUAUAAAUUUGCAAAUCCUAUUAAAAAUGCCGUGUUCAAAAAUUGUUUGGUACAGUCAGCGUCAAAUACUUCGUAGCAGUCAAAGUGGCCAAAUAGUUCGGUACACCAUACUAAAUAUAUGGUGUACCGAACUAUUUGGCUACUUUGACUGCUACGAAGUAUUUGACGCUGACUGUACCAAAGGAGAACAGAAUUAAUAGAACUUUGUGACUGAGUUUCUCGCUACGCUUGUGAAUCUGUUAAAUAAUGUUUCACUUGAUCGGGACUUGAAAUUAGCUCUCGCACCCAAAACCAUAUUUGCUCUCUUGUUGCACAAACAACUACACAUUAUAUUCUGCAAUAAAUAGAAGUAAGUUAACAUCCACCUGUUUCAUAACUCAUAUAUGAAGUAUUUAGAAUUAUAGUAUUAAGUGUUUCUUUCCUAAUUGUUGUAAAUAUGAACUAAGUUAUCUUAAUUAUGACUGUUAUAAAAUAUUUCUUAAGAGUAUAAAUAUGUAUAUGUGUAAAAAAACAAGUAUUAUGAACGUGUACAUGUAACCGUAACCCCCUUUAUGCAGGCAUGCAAGGGUGCAUGUUGCAGAAUGUACAUGGAAGAUCUGUUUUGAAUUAUAAUAACAAUUCGGAUUUGAAUAUGUUUUAAUUUAACAAAGGCACUUUUAAAUUAUGUAUGUAUGUACCUACCUGCCAAUGGUUUUGUUUACAUAGGUACUUAAGAAAAUUUAUCACUAGGGCUGUGAACAUAUUUGGGUAAGGUAUUUUUUUUUAAUUGCCCUCAAAGUGCAUUUGUGCCAUUCUAUAGGUAUUAUUAUAAACGGAUGAGUGAGAUAUUCGAACAAAAAGGACAAGGCAAAAGUACAAUAUCAAGAUUAAUCUGUUAAAUAAAAACAUUGCUUGAA